Molecule: messenger RNA, 1372 nt
Organism: Sorex araneus (European shrew)
Lineage: Eukaryota; Metazoa; Chordata; Mammalia; Eulipotyphla; Soricidae
Gene: HSH2D
Product: hematopoietic SH2 domain containing
Exons: 6
Coding region: 309-1202 (297 amino acids)
Cellular component (GO): cytoplasm
Source: RefSeq, a predicted model, not a curated record
AGCCCACCAUGCCUAAGUCAAAGGUGUUUCCGCCCAUUUUAUUUCGCCCCUUUUAUUUUGUUUGGAGCCCCUGGGGUCGGCACCCUCCAGCCUUGUCUCCGAGGGCCUCCACAAGAGCCUCCGCUUCCGUGGCCUUUGGCCAACUUUCAAAAUUGAAACUAGAACCCAGGCCCAGCUCAGCUUACAAGGUUCCUCCUGCAGUGCCCCUCACCCGCGGGAACCAUUGCCCAGGUUGGUGUCAGGGCGGGCCGGGUGUGCGUCCAUCUGCCGGGCAGUGGGGCCCGCCCCUGUGACGAGCGCUCCCAGAAAUGAAACCAGACAGCAGUCAAACACUCCAGCAGGGGCCUCGCCGUCCGGGACUCCUAGAUGCCAUGGCCCAGGCCCAAAACCUGCCUCCCUGGUUCGACUGGUUUCUGCAGACACAGAUGGGUCCGCUGGCACAUGGAGGCAUUCCCACCUGGUUCCACGGCGCCAUCUCCAGAGCGGAUGCUGAAGACUUGCUGGCGUCGAGGCCACUGGGGACCUUCCUGCUCAGGGUCAGCCACAGCCACGUGGGCUACACUCUCUCCUACAAAGCCCAGAGCGGCUGCCGCCACUUCAUGGUGAAGCUCCUGGAUGCGGGGGGCUUCCUGAUCCCUGGGCAGGAGACGGUGCAUGCCUCGCUGGCCUCCCUGGUGGCCUUCCACCAGCAGCAGCCCUUGUGGCCACACCAGGAGCUGCUGACACAGGCCUGCGGACAGAAGGAUCCAGGAAACGUGGAUUAUGAGGAUCUGUUGCUUUACUCCAAUGCACUGACUAAGAAAGCCUCUAGGCCCCCACUGGUCCCCAGCCCACGUCAGAAUCCCCCCUUCUGCCCUCUGAACGCACCUAAGAAGGUAUCCCCACGGCUGGAGGACGGGACGCAGCGGGCAGAGGCGGCCCAGGGACCAUGGGAGGAGGCCGCAGCCGCCGAGGGAGCCCCUGGAGCACGUGUGGAAGACGCCUGCCACCGACUCUGGAGGAACCUGAAGGCGCUGCCCCAGGCAGGCAAGAAGGCGCGGUGGCAGCGGCUACGCGACCUCCCGCACAGCCAGAACGUCGACACAGACGUCUGCGUGGUCCCCCGGACGGCCCGCUGGGCGGGGCCCGCGGUGGGGAACAACGAGGAGGCCGGGGUCCCUGAGGAGUAUGGCCGACCCCCGCCCUUCGCGCCCGGCUUCUAGGGGCCACGGCCAGCCCGCGCCCGAGGCUGCAACGGGCCUCGCUGUGCUCCUCCACGAGGGGGCGCUGCGGCCCUAACGCGAGGUCGGGGACGGCGGGGCCAGACUCUCCUUCCAGGUCAGUGCCCUGCCUCGGCGGGGGUGCCUGGGAACUACAUUCUGCACGUUUCGGA